CGCUAUCUACAUUUCCCUUCUUAAACCACCAGUUCACCCGAAGCGAAGUUGGGCUUUUACCGUUUUAUACGGUUCACAGCUCAAACGCUGAUCAAUCUAUCUGAUUCGAUCAUGUCAAGCCUUGAAAUCAAAACAGAGGCAUCUGCAGCACAGCAAGCUAAUGUUAUUUGUCUCAAUUUCUCUGCGCGAGAAGAGUCCUUCUCGUUGUUGAUGUGAGAGAUGUUGGAAGGUGAGGGGCUGGGGAGGAGAGAUGGGGUCCCAGGAAGGCCAUACCACAGGCGCUAGGCCGUCGUGGGUUCGACUAUCCGCACUUGUGGUUUUGAGUAAUUACGACUGCGCUGCUGUGCACAGAAUAACUUGUUGGGUUGUUAAGACUUAAAAGUUAAAACUUAAAAGCAGUCUUUAAAACUUAAUAAAACGCUAGUUGCAUUUGCUCUUUUGCUAUGACAACAUUUCAGCGCUACUCUGUAAAUCUGCUGCUUAGAUUGUGGUGGAGUUUGCCACUCGGGUCUCGAAACUUCUGACUCAGCUGCACAAAUCCGUCGCACGCUUGCUUGGAAUCUCUUUUGUGCGGAGAAAUGUCAUUGUUUGCCGAAGAAGCCAUGUUGCCAGAAAGAUGAUUUGAUUGAGUGAAAACUGCCCCCUCCGUCUCUCUGAUGGCUCCCCCGGUUCCCUCGUAGGACCUCUUAGGGCGUUGUUGCAUCCCGUGAAACCCACAUUCGUCUGGGUGGACGGGAAAGGCUGGCUUGAAGGUCUGUAAUUUCGCCUUUUGCCACAAUGAAGGGAAGCAUUUCUCACAGACGUCCGGCUGCAGAGCAGUCAGGGCGGGGCACCCACCAGAGAUGGAAAGUACUGUGCAGCUCUGACAGCCAAGCCAGUAGCGUCUCCUCUGCCUGCCCAGUCCCUGCGGCAGAGCUUCGCGAUGUCCUUAAGCGGGUUUUUGGCUAUCCCAGCUUCAGGGGUCCUCAAGAAGAUGCCAUCUGUGCAGUCCUUUCAGGACGAGACUGCUUCUGCUUGAUGCCAACGGGAGGGGGAAAGUCGUUGUGUUAUGAGUUGCCUGCUGUGGUGAAACUGGGAGUUACUUUGGUCGUCUCUCCGUUGAUAGCCCUGAUGGAGAAUCAGGUCAGUGCACUGAAAAAGAAGAACAUAGCCGCCGAGUUCCUAUCGUCCACACGUGAAGCUUCUGACCGGAGGAAGAUAUAUGAGGACAUCGAUUCAGGAAGACCAACCGUCCGACUUCUUUAUGUCACCCCAGAGCUCAUUUCCACGGAUGGCUUUAUGGGUAAACUGCAGAAGAUGCAUGGAAGGGGGUUGCUGAAUUUGAUUGCAAUCGAUGAGGCGCAUUGUAUCUCAUCGUGGGGUCAUGAUUUCAGACCAAGUUAUCGGAAGUUGUCUGCACUCAGGUCCGCGCUAGCUGGUGUGCCAAUCUUGGCACUGACAGCCACCGCGGCCAAGGCAGUUCGAGAUGACAUCAUACGCUCGCUCCGUCUUCAUCAACCUGUGGUUCUGAUGUCGUCUUUCAACCGUCCGAACAUAUUCUAUGAAGUCAGAUACAAGGAACUGUUGGGGGACCCAUACAAAGACCUUGUCCGUACGCUGAGGAUGUUUCCGGGCCAGUGUGCGAUCGUCUAUUGUCUUGCCCGCAACACAUGCGAUGACAUUGCCAGUCGCCUCCUAAGUGAAGGCGUCCCAUGCAAUGUCUAUCAUGCGGGUAUGAAGGAUGCCUCACGGAGCAAAUCCUUGACGGAAUGGACAAGUGGGAAGGUAAACAUUGUCAUUGCCACAGUAGCAUUCGGCAUGGGGAUUGACCGAGCUGAUGUGCGUCUUGUGUGUCACUUCAAUGUGCCGAAAACUCUGGAGGGUUUCUAUCAAGAGUCUGGACGGGCUGGGCGUGAUGGCAGUCCUGCCCGUAGCCUUCUUUAUUAUGGCCUGGAGGACUGCCGGACCAUGCAGUUCAUUCUGCGGAAGGAGGUAAACAAACAGAAGAAGUCACAUGGCGAUAAACAAGCUGCGCAGCAUGGCGUCGAUGCAUUUUCAGAGAUGGUGAAAUACUGCGAGGAAGUAAGUUGCCGAAGGCAGAAAGUCCUUGGUCAUUUUGGCGAGAAAACCACUCCUGCGUUGUGCAACAAAACAUGCGACGUUUGCAAGUUUCCCAGUCGCGUGGAGAACGACGUGAACUCUCUUCGUAACACAGCACUGAUGCGAGGACGAGGAGGCACCGAUAGAGUGUUUAUCCAAUCUGGAGAGGACCGUGUCUUUCAUGGCACAAGAGCGAGCGAGUUCUGGGAAAGUGGUGAGGACAGUGCAGAGGGAGCUGAGUCGAUCUCGAGCUCUGAUGACGACGUUGAAAAGCAAGCUGCAAGUGCAGCGCAGGCGGCAGUUGGUAGGGCAAGCAACAUCGAUCAGCGACUGAAGCAGCUCAUGGCCGCUGAGGAGCGCUUCUCUGCAGCCUGCAAAAGGCCGGCUGGCGAAAUGCGUCAUGCACUCACCGAGAGCUCCCGGGAGACUGCAAGGCAAAGGCUGACGAUGUCGCUGGAGAAGAGUGUUCAGAAUGAAAAGUCGGGGUACCGCGAGUCACCAGAUGCGACAAUCAUGGCAUUGGCAUUUGAGGAAGACCUUUUUGUGAAGUACGGCAAGAAGGGAAGACCUGUUUACAACUCCCAGAUGGCAAGCAUGGUGAGAUGGCUUGCUACAGCCUCAGCCACUCAGGUCCAGGAUCGAUUUCGGGAGUGCGGAGCACUUGUCGGUGUCACACCGCGUCUCACGGGUGUAUGCUCACCUGUCAAUUGCCCAACUGGGCAAGGACAUACAGCGGUGGUAUCCGAUGGGGGAAGGGGGAACGCAGCUACAGAAGGAGCUGCUGGGGAGGAGAAAGAAGUGGGGAUGAAUGGUAAUCAUAGUGGGAAAGCAAAUGCAUGUGGUGUAGGAAGAGCACGACCUUCAGGAGGGAUGCAUGAGAAGGAAGUUACACCACCGGGAGACGAACAACAACUAGGAGCGGAGGCGAGGCCAGGAGCAACAACGGGACUAAGGACGCCGGGAUUGAAGGAGGGGAUAGAGUCAAAAACCAAUGGUGAUUGCAAUGCGAAAGGGGCUGGGGGAGAGGUAGCAAAGACUGGAGCGUCAGGAAGGCUGGGAGAGGGAGGACACGAAGGAGGAGGGGAAACGACAGCAGUUAAAAUAACACGAUUGCAAGAAGCAACAGCGAUCACGGGGUCAGAUGAUGGACUCACACAUGGAAAACCAAGAGAAGGACAAGUAGCAGAAGAGGGUGGCUCAUGUGAACUGCCAGGAUCAGUCGUAAACGCAUCGAGCGGAAGAGGAGGAGCAGAGACAUCAAUGGAGAAGACAAAUGGAGCUGCCGACUGGGGUCAAGAACAGGGAAGAGAGGUCAUGCAAGCCAAAGCAUCAAACGGUGAAGGGGUUGUCAAUCCAUUAGGCAGGGAGAAGUCCAGAAAAGAGGAGGGCCCUGGUUCGGCACCAGCAGGAGUUCCUGCGGAAAAUGCCUCGAAUGAGGAUACUGCAACGGAACCUUUAAGACCUCGGCCGAAGAUUUUGUCCUUCGGUGAGUUUCUGAAAAAUAAACAGGAGGCUAAACGACAGAGUGCUCAGGCGGAACACAUUGCGUCAAAGCGCAGAAGGGAGGAGCAGUCCUCCCAUGCGCAAGGACGCAAGCGACACCCAUCCACAGUACGCAGGGAGAGGGCAGAGCAAUUGUCCUCUGAUGCAGAAUCCAAGCGCCGCUGGCCUCAGGUGUAGCUGCCAACAGAGGAGAAUCUUGCGUUAUGUCUGAUACAAUAUCAAGCACACGGGUAUGGGGAUAUGUAUAAACGUUGCGUAUGGGUCUGGUUAUGCUCAAUGCAGGUGGAAAGGAUCAUCAUGCGGGAUGAUAUGUGUAAUGAGGCUGUGUCAUCGGACACAUUUUCUGCUGUAGGAUUCAUUCAACUCCACAGGUUUUUCCCUCCCUUUGCUUAGAAUUGGCCACAAGUUUGUACUCAAGUUCCAACAAGAAUAAAGGAGGUAGGAGUGUAGGAAAUAAAUAACAGAUGGAAAG
Messenger RNA from Chara braunii, 4054 nucleotides. NCBI's taxonomy places the organism in Eukaryota, Viridiplantae, Streptophyta, Charophyceae, Charales, Characeae. The record is from the annotation of a GenBank genome assembly.